UCUCUAUAAUAAUAAUCAUUUACUCGUAUUACGGUUCUACUUUCUCUCUAUAAUAAGGCCUUCAAGGUCUCCCCUUCUCUCAUAAUCUACUUUCUCUCUCUACAUAGCUAUUCAGAGCUUGUUUUUUGUUUCUCUCUCUAACUGACACUAAUGGCUGUGACUAAUGGAGUUUCUUCUGGGGGAUUGAUCUUGAGCUUCGGCGAGAUGCUGAUCGAUUUCGUGCCGACGGUGUCCGGCGUGUCGCUGGCGGAGGCGCCGGGGUUCCUGAAGGCGCCCGGAGGGGCUCCGGCCAACGUGGCGAUCGCCGUCGCGAGGCUCGGCGGGAAGGCGGCGUUCUCCGGGAAGCUCGGCGACGACGAGUUCGGGCUCAUGCUGGCCGGGAUCUUGAAGGAGAACGGCGUCAACGGCGACGGGAUCACGUUCGACAAGGGGGCUCGGACGGCGCUGGCGUUCGUGACUCUGCGCGCCGACGGAGAGCGGGAGUUCAUGUUCUACCGGAACCCUAGCGCCGACAUGCUCUUGACGCCCGGCGAACUGAACCUCGACCUUAUUAGAUCUGCUAAAGUUUUCCACUACGGAUCAAUAAGCUUGAUCGUGGAGCCAUGCAGAUCGGCACAUUUAAAGGCAAUGGAGGUGGCAAAGGAGGCCGGGGCACUACUCUCGUAUGACCCCAACCUCCGGCUACCACUGUGGCCCUCGGCUGAUGAGGCACGUAAGCAGAUCAAGAGCAUCUGGAACAAGGCAGAGCUGAUCAAGGUCAGCGACAACGAGCUGGAAUUCCUCACCGGGAGCAACAAGAUUGAUGACGAGUCUGCAAUGUCACUGUGGCACCCUGGUUUGAAGCUCCUCCUUGUCACCCUUGGUGAAAAGGGUUGCAAAUAUUACACUAAGAACUUCCGUGGAAGCGUGGAUGCGUUCCAUGUCAAAGCGGUGGAUACUACCGGUGCAGGUGACUCAUUUAUCGGUGCCCUCCUCUGCAAGAUUGUCGAUGAUCGAUCCGUGCUCGAGGAUGAAGCAAAGUUGAGGGAAGUGCUGAAGUUUGCAAAUGCAUGUGGAGCCAUCACAACCACCAAGAAAGGAGCAAUCCCUGCUCUUCCUACUGAAUCUGAAGUCCUCACCUUUAUUAAAGGGCAAUAGAGAACUUUCCCUUCUCUCUUCUUUUUAGUCUUAGUUUUGGUUUAUUUUGGAAGAGUUGUUCGCAGUUCAAGUAAAUUAAGUCCAAUCUCAAUUUUCAUUUUCAAUUUCUAUUUCAUCUGUGGCUUGUAAUGGUGAACAACUUGUGCUUUAUUAUUAAUAAAUAAAUUAAUAAUAAUGCUUGUGAAUGUUUAUGCCGCGAAAGAAAGGCAACAAAA
This is a messenger RNA of Cornus florida, 1352 nucleotides long. Its product is annotated as fructokinase-2. The coding region runs from base 151 to 1137 and encodes 328 amino acids. The transcript is spliced from 4 exons. Gene Ontology annotation, biological process: fructose metabolic process. Gene Ontology annotation, cellular component: cytosol. The record is from RefSeq and is a predicted model, not a curated record. NCBI's taxonomy places the organism in Eukaryota, Viridiplantae, Streptophyta, Magnoliopsida, Cornales, Cornaceae. Gene Ontology annotation, molecular function: fructokinase activity.